Paramuricea clavata is the source of this 1059-nucleotide messenger RNA. NCBI's taxonomy places the organism in Eukaryota, Metazoa, Cnidaria, Anthozoa, Malacalcyonacea, Plexauridae. The record is from the annotation of a GenBank genome assembly.
AUGAAUUGUUUACAUGGGAAACCUGCGGCAUAUUCUACAACAAGCAAUGGAACAUUUUGGUUUUGUGGUGAGGAUCCAUCUUGCAAUUUUAUUUGUGCGGAGAAUGAAUGUUACAUGUACAAGAAAGCUAUAAUGACAUGGAGAUGUACAGAUCAGCCGCAUCUGCGAUAUCGUGAGCAUAAUAAGUUGGCGAAGAUGUGUGUGGUGAAGGACUUGAUGAAAGAGAAUUUCGGGAGACCAUUUUUCGUUUGUGGGGAGAAGGGGAAGCAGUGUUCUUUUUGGACGUGGGGCAUUUGGACGUGGGACAAGAAACAUGGCGUACUGUCAAGAGCUCUGUGAAGAGGGACUUUAACUUUGAAAGGUGAAAAGACAGAGGAAGUCAAAAGCAAACUUGUUCAAAUUAUCCAGCGUGAAAAAGCGGCGAAUACGAGUCAAGAUGGCGAUAAAAACUUGCACUCUAGCUUGCAUAAUUUAACAGUGCUCACCGAACCGAUGAUUAAUGAAGCAAGUGAGAUAAAUGUCUUAAAGCAAACAAUGAACGAGUUUAUUGAGACAAUGGCUGCUAAAUUUGAAGUCUUAACAUCUGAUGUUCACAAUUUAAAAACUGAGAAAUUUGAUUUGUUGGCUGCUGAAAUUGAUGACUUAAAAAGUAAAGACUCCUAUGCUAUUGGUGAUGAGCUGAAGAGUGAAAUUAAUCGACUUAAACUCGAAAAUACUUCGCUUUUUGAGAGAAACCUCAAUCUGUUAUGCACUGUCUCAGAUUUGAAUACCAAAAUUAAGGAUUUAGAGAAUGACAAAAUGAGCCUAAUGACAGCCAUUAAGUUACUCCAGGUUGAUGUUAAUGUUCAAGGGGAAACCACAGGAUCUUGGACAGAAAUCAGAAGUAAUAAGAAGGCUGAAUCCAAACAUCCAACGGACAGUUCGAAUGCAAGUAGAUCUUCGGUAAUCACUGUUGACGAUUCGUUCGAUGAUAAACCUGAAGGCCCCUCGGUGAGAGUUAAUACAAACAGUUUUCCCUAUUUAGCGUGGAAGGAACAGACACCAGUGCCAAUGAGGUAA